Molecule: messenger RNA, 915 nt
Organism: Racocetra fulgida
Lineage: Eukaryota; Fungi; Glomeromycota; Glomeromycetes; Diversisporales; Gigasporaceae
Source: the annotation of a GenBank genome assembly
AUGAAUCGAGAUCGUCGACAAUUUUAAUAGAGCAAAAUGAAACAAAUCUAAUAACUCCAUAUCAUCAUACAAAUGAACAAAUAGAUUCGAAUCCUAUAUUUACGAGUAACGAGUCAAAAGGUUCAAAUCCUGUACCAUAUGAACGAUCUGAAUCAAUGACCUUUUCAAAUCGAGUACGCAAUGAGUCUGUAGCUUUUUCGAACCAUGAGAGAAACGAAUUUGGUCCUUUUCAUGAGCGAUCAGAUAGAAAAUUUUUUCCAGUCAAUGAGCGAUUUGAACCUUUUCUUUAUUCGACUUAUGAACGCGACUCAAGGCUCUUUUUCGACGAUCGUUAUGAUACAAGACCUUAUCCUGAUGAUCGGUAUGAAACGUUUCUUUAUGGGAACAGUGAACGAAAUGAUUCGUGUCGCUUUCCUAGUCAUGAACGGAACGAUCUAGGACGUUUUUUAAAUCAUGAACGGCUGGAUCCAAGUGGUCCUUUACUUAGCAGACAAGACGUUGAUAUUACAGCUUUUCAUCAACAAUUACCUCCCACAAUAAAACGUCAUAAUGAUCAACAAAAUCCGCCUCUAGGUCCACUGCAUAAGAGAUCACGGCAUAUGCCUAACGGAUUCCAUUAUGAUCCUAUGAACCAUGGUCCUAAUAAUGGUAUAUAUGGUCCACCACCAACGGGUCCAAGUGGAAUAGAAGAUCAAUAUCAUCAUUAUUAUCAUAGGAACGAUUAUCGACCACCUCCACCUUAUUUUGAUCGACAAGGACCGUAUGGACGAGGUCAUAUGAAUAACAAUAUUUCACGACGUUCGAAACGCAAUCAAUCACCAAAUACGACAUUAAUCAGAAUUGAAGGUGUCUUGACUAAAGAAGACACACAAUACUAUCUAGGAAAGCAUGUAGCCUACGUAUAUCGUGCUAAGC